CACCAACUCUCUGUCCAAAGUCACAUUAUUCGUCUUUCACCAUCAACAUUCAAGUUUUCAAACAUGUCGCAACUCUCCAACUACCGUCUCCUCAGCUUCGAUGUCUAUGGCACUCUAGUCGACUGGGAAGGUGGCAUCCUGGCCGCCUUCCAACCCAGUCUCGACAAAGCCAACGCCCACUUCACCCGCGAACACCUCCUCACUGUCUACCAUGACUUGGAGCGCGCGCAACAAGCACAGACCCCCGACAUGCCGUACUCGCAACUCCUCGCCACCAUCCAUCCUCAGUGGACCGAGCGCCUCGGGCUGCCUCAACCGUCAGAAGAGGAAAGCCGCCAGUUUGGAGAAUCCAUCGGCAACUGGCCCGCCUUCCCGGACACCGUCGACGCGUUAAAGCGACUGGCCCAGAGGUACAAGCUGGUGGUGCUGUCCAACGUCGAUCGCGCUUCCUUUGCCAAAACCAAUGCUGGCAGCUUGCAGGGAUUUCCCUUUGAUCUCAUCAUCACUGCACAAGAUGUGGGCUCUUACAAGCCGGAUCUCCGAAACUUUGAAUAUCUGCUCAAGGCAGUCAAGGAGCAGUUCGACAUUGAGCCGGCGCAGGUACUGCAGACGGCGCAAAGCCAGUUCCAUGACCACCACCCGGCACGCAAGAUGGGGUUGAAGUCCGCGUGGAUUGAGCGGCCAGGGGCAACAAUGGGGAAUCUGUCGGAGACCGUCUAUGACUGGCGGUUUGAUACCUUGGGGGAGAUGGCUGAUGCGGUUGAGAAGGGACUGUAGACUAGCGCGUUCGCCAUGUUCGAUGUUCAAGGAUCUUUCAUGAACUAUAUAAUAGAACGAAAUAGGAUUUUCCAAUGAGCGUCAUGUCCACAGA
Molecule: messenger RNA, 871 nt
Organism: Aspergillus costaricaensis CBS 115574
Lineage: Eukaryota; Fungi; Ascomycota; Eurotiomycetes; Eurotiales; Aspergillaceae
Product: putative haloalkanoic acid dehalogenase
Exons: 1
Coding region: 64-777 (237 amino acids)
Source: RefSeq, a predicted model, not a curated record